CGGCUGGGAUUGCGAGCUAGGGCAUUUGAAACCCUCGCGAUCUCUCGCAAUCGAUUCAAUGGAAGUUCCCGCAGGAGCAGCUGGAGGAUUGCUGUCAUCCGUGAAGCCUCCACGGAUCGAGGAUGCGGGUCUGGAGGACACGGCAUUGAGCCCCGAUGGAAUCCAGGAAGCAUUCCGGCUUGCGGCGCAGAAGGUCCGAUCGGCAGUGUUUGGCGAUGACGAUGAUGAAGGCAGCCCUGGUCCUUGCGCUGAAGCUCCGAUCCCUGGCUAUACGCAGUGGGAGGACGCACUGGUAGACGAUGCCGCGCGCGAGCAGCAGGGACGAGAGGGACGGAGCUGCGUGGAUACGCUCGCUGGGGGGCUGAUCGAGGAAGGGCGAGACGUGGUGGUGGAUGGGCGGAGGAAUGGCGGCGGUGUGGAGGAGGACAGGGUUGUGGAGGGGGAAGCGGCUGGGCCGAGGCUGGGCGAGAGCGGAUGUGUCAAGGGAGAGAGUAGCGAGAUUCCGGCCUUGGAAAAUCUUUGUCUUUGAACUAUUCUAAUACUUGUUAAGUAUUAAUCUUGUUUUAAUUUAUUAGAUUUAUUGCAAUCCCAGAUAA
Molecule: messenger RNA, 596 nt
Organism: Selaginella moellendorffii
Lineage: Eukaryota; Viridiplantae; Streptophyta; Lycopodiopsida; Selaginellales; Selaginellaceae
Exons: 2
Coding region: 59-529 (156 amino acids)
Source: RefSeq, a predicted model, not a curated record